This is a messenger RNA of Hibiscus syriacus, 1893 nucleotides long. RefSeq lists its product as uncharacterized. The coding region runs from base 50 to 1612 and encodes 520 amino acids. Gene Ontology annotation, cellular component: outer membrane; SAM complex. Lineage: Eukaryota; Viridiplantae; Streptophyta; Magnoliopsida; Malvales; Malvaceae. The transcript is spliced from 4 exons. The record is from RefSeq and is a predicted model, not a curated record. Gene Ontology annotation, biological process: protein insertion into mitochondrial outer membrane.
CAAAUUCAUCACUCUGGCUUUGUCUCUUCUCCUAUUGUGAUUUCUACCAAUGCCCGAAACCGAUCAGAAACCCGACUCAGAAUCCCAGAGACCCGACAUUGCCGUUGAUCCCAACGGUGGAGAUGACGAUACCGAUGAAGACGACAUCUUUGAAGAUGAUGAUGAAGAAGAAGAAGAAGAAGAAAACGACGACGUCUUGUUCGAACCCACCACGCCACGCUCGGUGAAGCUGAAAAUGGACACACUGGUCCGGCGCAUGUUAAACGGCCCCGUUCCGAUCCACGUCCACGAUGUGAUCAUCAAAGGGAACACGAAUACCAAAGGCUACAUAAUCGGAGCCGAGGCAUCGGAGGCUUUGAAGAAAUCCACCACGAUGCAGGACCUGUUGCGAGCUUCUAACGCCGUGAAUUCGCGGCUGAAAUCGCUCGGUCUCUUCGAUUCGGUCACGAUAACGCUCGAUUCAGGCCCGCCGGAGAUUCCCGGGAGCGCCAAUGUAAUUGUUGAGGUCGAGGAAGCUAGGAAUCGGCUAUCGGGAGAGAUUGGAGCUUAUACUAAAGCUGAGACUAAAUCUUCCUCGGUGGAAGGAUCAAUCAAGUACAAUAAUUUGUUAGGGUUUGGGGAUCUAUGGGAUGGUUCAAUUGCAUACGGUUUGGACCAUGCGGCAGAUAUAAGUGCUGGUGUAUAUUUGCCCAGAUUGAGAACAUUGGUAGCUCCUGUGACUGUUCGUGCAUACAUGUUGACCCAAGAUUUGCUGACCUUUUCUUCUUACAAAGAGCGAUCCGUCGUACUUUCUCUUGGCUUGUAUUCGAAUAGGUAUCAGAACUUGGAAUACCAGCUUGCUUGGCGCAACUUAGCAGAUCCAUCUCAAACGUCAUCCUCAUCCUUAAGGAUGCAGCUUGGGCAUGAUUAUCUUUCAUCUCUGAAGUAUACACUAAAAAUUGACAAGAGAAAUUCUCCUGUGAGGCCAACUAAAGGAUUUGCAUUUGUUGCUAAAACUCAUAUCAGUGGCCUUGCACCUGAUAGUCAAAGUUUAAGAUUCCUUCGCCAGGAGUUCGAUCUUCGUUUUGCUAUUCCUCUUGGAUUUUAUCGUGCAGCACUUAAUCUUGGGAUUUCUAGUGGUUUUCUUUUUCCAUGGGGGAGUGGAUUCUUGAACAGGACUACAUCCCUACCAGAAAAAUUCUUCUUGGGUGGCAAUCUAUCUCCGGUUUGUGCUUUAGGAGGGCCAAAAGCAUUAUGGGGAUUUAAGACAAGGGCAUCUGGCCCAGAUGAGCCUACAGGACAAAUCAACGUUGAAAAUGCUACUGGAGGAAACUUUACCGUCACUGCUCUAGCAGACUUUUCUUUUGAUCUUCCAUCUAGGUGGCUCCGAGAAAGGGGAAUCCAUGCACACGUCUUUGCAUUUGCUGGAAAUGUUGCUAACUUAACGGAUAAAGAAUUCCGAAGUUUCUCCAUGCAGAAGUUCGUAGAGUCAUUCAGAAGUUCAGCUGGAGUCGGCAUUGUCAUCCCUACUAGUCUAUUUCGCAUGGAGCUUAAUUACUGCUACAUACUAAAGAAAUUUACUGGCGACCAUGCAAAGGCUGGCUAUUGGAUAUCCUUCUCUCGUCCAUCGUAGAACGUUGAAUUCUUCGAGGUACGUUGGUAUCUGGACACAAUGAUAUGGCACGGUAUCCACACGGAAGCCUGCCACUUCAAGCAGUUAAGUUUCCCCCCCCCCCAAGACCAUGGCAAUUCUGCUUCUUUUUAUGGAAAAUCUUAGUUUCAUGAGCUCAUCAAAUUGCCCUUCUUCACUUCAAUAAUAGAAGGGAUUGUAAUUGCAUUUCAAUGAUUCAACUGAUUGGUUUGCUUGAGAGCCUGACCGUUUACUGAUCUCAUCAUUUUGUUUUUCGAGGAUUA